Messenger RNA from Ornithodoros turicata, 1532 nucleotides. RefSeq lists its product as uncharacterized. Bases 54 to 440 code for a protein of 128 amino acids. The transcript has 4 exons. The record is from RefSeq and is a predicted model, not a curated record. Lineage: Eukaryota; Metazoa; Arthropoda; Arachnida; Ixodida; Argasidae.
CCAAUCCUUGUUCUAGAAAGGGGAUUGUUGCCUAGCAGCUUGAUGGCGUUGCAAUGGAAAACAUUCCUGCCAGUAACGGUGUUGGAAUGAACAAUGCACAACCGUCACCUGCUUCCAGUAAGGCCGAUCCAUACUGCGAAAAAUAUUACUGCCUCCUGAGACGGUACAACGCCAUUCAGCAGCAAAAUUACCACCUCAUGUAUAGAAUACAACGGGUUAAGAAGCUUACAGCGAGGCUUAACAGGGAAAAAAGGUUCCUAGUAGAGAGGCUAAAUAACUACAAGCAGGAAAACAGCACCGUGCAUUUGCCUCAGUACCAAAUGGAGGAGCGGCAGUACACAAGAAUGAUCAAGCAAGAACCCAUGGAAGCUGCUACCUUCCAGGCGAAUGUCGACUGCUUCUCUAGAAAAAGAAAAGACAAGGGUGGAAAGCCAAGCUGAGUUGGACAAGGAGGACGACAGACUGAGGAUAACCUGUGGACGCGACACUGACAAUGUUUACAGAACGUGUUGAGUUCUUCGACAGUUGGACGCACUUUACAAAGGUUGUAUAUGUACAGUACUCGCAUGCAAGAAGGCAAUGUGUAUGUCACAAUUGUUGCUAUUCAUUUUGAUGUCUGUGUAAAAUAUGGACCUCUGCAGUAUACACAUGUUAUGUCAUAAUGAUUGUGAUAUAUUGUCAUGGACAGCUCAACUGAAUCAUGAAGGACAUCAGAAAAAGUUGUGCAAUUUGUUAUAGCACCUCCUGUUUCUGACCAAUAGCAGCACUUUUUUUGUGUGUGUCUGUAUGUUUCUUUUUUUUUUUAGGUUCCUUACUGUGUGCGUUGAGAUGUUUGCUAAUACUGCAGUCUGUGCACUGUAGAAACUUUGUGUCCACAAACUGCUUUAACUAAAUGAAAGCGAGACUGACAAAUCCACUGUGACCAGUCAAUGAUAAAAGAAAAUUCACUAAAACUGUCAUUCUGACUUGUUUGUUUUGUAUACUCAUACUAAACAAAAAAAGGAACAUAAAUACAGAGGAGACAAACCAGCCACAAAGCACAUUGUGCCUCGUUUGUUCAUCGUGUGCUUGUGUUCCUCUUUUAACGCUUUUGUGUGAGUAUGCAAUACUAAAAAGCCCGAAUCACAGAUUUUAGUAGACUUCCUCUCUAGUUAUGUGGGCAUCAUAAGUACGAAUUUUAUAUGUGACGUGCCAAUGGAUGAUACUUUUGUAAUGUGGGCAUUCAUGGGACAUACAUCAUCAAACGAAACAGGAGGAAUGAAAAUCUGUAUCAGCACAUGAGAACCGUGAAUCGGGAAAUGAAAAGUUAGCUAGCUGCCCGUGUUUUUCAAUAAAUUAUUUUAGCAAAUAAUUCCAGAUGCCUUAAAAAGGUGACUGAUGUAAAAAAAAAGACGACCUCCAAGUAAGUUUCAGUCUUAGGGAGCCACCUGCAAGACUCCCAUGUAGGACGAUGCAUCCUGAAUAAAUCAUGUUUGAGAAUUAUGACUAAUUCACAUGAAAAAGAGUUCAAAUAAAGACAUUGUACAAAUAUU